AUGAAUCCAAUCAUAACAAUCAGCACACUCCUCAUCGUGACCUUUUCUCUUCUCUGCUCUGUGGAGGCUCUGCUAUGUGUCAUGUGCAGUCAUUUCAAUUCUACCAAGCAUUGUGUUACGCAUUCAGGAUAUUGCCUAACAAAACGAGAUCAGAAGUGUCUCUUAUUGACAGUUUCUUCAGGUGAAUCUCUCAUUUAUGGGGCCCAGACAUGCUGGACCCAUUGCGUGAACAAAUACCUUCUCAGAGGAAAUGUGAAAGAAGAACAUAAAUGUUGUGAUUCCCAACGUUUGUGUAACCAGUUUUGA
Molecule: messenger RNA, 306 nt
Organism: Apodemus sylvaticus (European woodmouse)
Lineage: Eukaryota; Metazoa; Chordata; Mammalia; Rodentia; Muridae
Product: prostate and testis expressed protein 14-like
Exons: 3
Coding region: 1-306 (101 amino acids)
Source: RefSeq, a predicted model, not a curated record